AUGGCUUCGUCGCCCGAGACAGGCACAGAACAUCGACGGUGGUUGGUGGUUGGCACUGUUCUUAACAGAGUUCUUAUGCCAUAUCUCAGAAAAAAGAUUCAACAGGAAAUGAAACCAUUUUACCAGAAUCUGUUGGCAAAGUAUGGAUUAGACAAGCAAACCUAUCCGACUCAGCUGAAGACUAUUCCACCAACCACCCUGAAGCUGAACUACGAAAGUAUCAAUAAUAACGCCGCGCGGGGUCGAGACACCCAUUGCUUUGACUAUUGUGUAAAGGACGAAGUAUUAUUAGCUAAGUUGUUCAUGAAACCUUUCAUGGCACAUUUCAAUGCAUUUGAUUCCUCUUUUGAUGCCUCGGCGGCUCUGGCUGUUCUUUGCUCUGCUCCACCAUUCAGCUCUGCAGCGCCGUCAGCUGAACUUGUGAGAUCUGAAGUACGAAAUGACUGGGCCCAUUGCGACUAUGCGUCAUGGACGGAGGUGAAAUACAAUACAUGUUUUGAUCGAAUGGAGACCUUGGUUGAAGACCUGAGAUUUGCCCCAGCAGAAAAAACAGAGCUCCUGGCUGAGCUACAGUUGUGGAGGAAGCAUGGUAAGAUGUCAUUACACAUAUUUGAAGAAAUAUUGCUUUGUAUUCCCCUCUAGCCGAGGAGGUCUCAACCAAAAUUGUAUCUUAAGGCCGAUAGAAUAUGCUGGCUGUUGAAGAGAUACGGAUUGCAAUCUCAACGUAGACAUUCAUGAACCAAAUUGAAGACAUAAAUUCGAAAAAAAUCGACAAAUCUUCAUUUAGUGUGAACCAAGUAUGAACCAAGUAUGACUAUUUAAUGUGAAACACAGAGCAAUGAAACUAAAUGAGACUUCCCUUUUUCUCUUAGUUUGUAUUACUUUACAUAGAAAGCAUAGACUUGAGCUAAGAUGUCACACCUUUGACAGCUUGAUCUUUGUACGUGCUAGUUCCCAAGCUCUUUGGAGCUCAAACUGCUGAUUUCCGUUGAUUCUAAUCGCUUAUAUAGCGCUUAGCAUCGUCCAGUUAAGAUCAGUUCUUCUUUAAUUCGAAACAGUGGGCACACGCGCCCGCUUUCUGCUCGUCUCCUCCAGCUGCUAGUCUGGCGAAACAAAGGCAGGCAACCGUAUGGGUUUGAGCCCACGUGACGUGAAAUGAUUGUUUAUCUCUAAAUUUCGCUGUAAUUGGCAACAUCCGAUCUCACUUUCAUUCAAGUAAUCGAGAAUAAUUCCUUAAAAAGCUUACAAUUUGCAGCUUUUGAUCAUUUACUCUCAGUUUCCUGUGUUUACUUUCAGUUUCCUAUAAUCAUUUACUGUCAGUUUCCUGUUUACUUUCCUACGAGGGAUCUGGUAAUUUUUAUAGGAAGGAUAAUUCUCACCACCUCCUCCCCCCCUUUUAACCGACACCUCUCAAAUCAUCGAGCCGUGUAGCUUCCUAGUUUCCAUCCCCAAGAACCCCGACAAACCUCUUUCACUUUCAAUUAUCGCUCCCCACCUAUUUUUCAAGCAUGUUUAAGGUCGAUUGGUGUCCAACAUAUAUGCCACAAAUCAUUACAUUUACGCUUCUCUAAACAACCCAAAAGCUUACUCUAUUUUUCCACUUCGUUUCCUUUAAUGAUGAGUGACGUUGGUCUUUAGCUCACUUUGAAAAUUGAUACUCUAUUACCGGUUUUCUAAUUGCUUGUUUGUUCUAAUUUUUCCUAGGAUUAGAAUUUUGCGUUGGUAAGCCACUUGAUGACACAUGUCUUAUUGUUAUGCACGAAAAUAUAAAUCAAGUACAUGAAAUGCUCGAGUCUGAAUUUAAAAAAUUUCAGGCAACAUUACAUGAAUUGAGCAGAAGCAAGCAUGAAGAACAAACAACAAGACAAGACCUGGAUAAAAUGUUGAGUGAUUUCAGUGUCUUCGCUACAAGAGACAAAUCUAUAGUAUUUGAUGCGCCAGAUCGAAACAAGAGGUUUACAGGAAGACAAAAAGAGUUAGAAUCGCUUGAAAGGUGCCUCCCCUCAGAAAACAGCGACCAUAAAUUUAGAAUGGCGGCCAUUUGUGGUCUUGGCGGAUGUGGAAAAACGACCUUAGCAGCUCAAUUCGCUUGGGAGCAUAAACCACAAUACGAGGGAGGCGUAUUUUGGUUCUCCAUGGAAGAUGAAGAGAAGUUUGAAAGCUGUGUAAAUGACUUAGCGUUACGUUUAGGACUGAUGGACAAAUCAUCAGAUUUUACACUAGCACGAAUUCUAACGCUUAUAUCUAAGCAGGAAAAGCUUUGGCUGAUGGUUCUUGACAACGUUGACCAGCCAGUUCUUUCUGAAAAAAUGCGUAAAGUUUUGAGAGGAAUAUGGAAAAGGGAGUCAAACGGUCACAUGUUGAUAACAACAAGGCGUGAAAGAAAAGAGAUCUGUCGGUGUGUGGAUCUUGAGCCAAAUUGUUUUGUAGAAAUCACCUCUUUCUCUAUCGAGGAAGCAAAAGAGUUUCUUUUGAGUCAUUUCAGCGGUGAAAAUGCUGGAGUCCAAGAGGAUGCGCUAAAUGAGCUGGUUGUUGAGCUUGGUUGUCUUCCCCUUGCCUUGGAGCAGGCUGGUGCACAUAUCAAAUCUCUUGGCUGUACUGUUAAUGAAUAUUUAAAACAAUACAAGCUCGAAAGGUUCAAGCUGCUAAGCGAGCAUCGGGCAAAUCCCUCGAGGGAGUAUGACUCCUUGAAUCGUCUUUCAGUCCACACUACAUGGUUAUUGAACUUUGAGUACGUAAGGAACUCAAAAUAUGGAAAAAUUGCAACCAGGUUCGUACAUGCAGCUGCUUUCCUUGAUCCAGAUGAAAUCUAUGAAGGACUCAUCAAUGCAGAGAUGCUUUCCUCUGACGUUGUAUCUGAAAACAAAAUAGAACUCCCCCUCACGAAUAACCAUAUAGUAGAAGUUUUGACCAAGUUUUCACUUUUCCAGAGGAAGUCUGCUGGAUGCAUUAAAAUACAUCGCCUAGUGCAGCAGGUUAUUCGUGGUACAAUAACAUCAAAAGAAGUCGAAAAAGCAUUGUACACAACAUUUCAGUUAUUAAAGAAGGCCGCUCAAUCACCUCGUGAAUCAGCAACAGAUAAGUCUGUUUUCUCUAUUAUUCGCCAUUGGUUGGCAUUGAAGCGACACGUCGAACAACAACUUAGAGCCACACCGGAUGACUCAUCGGCUGAGAAAGUAGCAGCAUUGAUGAAAAGCGGUUCUAGAGAAAUUGUGUUCGAAGUCUCUCGCACCAUAAAAGGGCUAUCGCAAACUUUAGAAAACCGUCGUGGAUUAUUAGCGUUGCUUGAUGUCGACUACGACAAGGGUCUAGGCAGAAAAGAACUAAAA
Messenger RNA from Pocillopora meandrina, 3329 nucleotides. The record is from the annotation of a GenBank genome assembly. Lineage: Eukaryota; Metazoa; Cnidaria; Anthozoa; Scleractinia; Pocilloporidae.